Messenger RNA from Drosophila elegans, 932 nucleotides. Its product is annotated as accessory gland protein Acp29AB-like. Lineage: Eukaryota; Metazoa; Arthropoda; Insecta; Diptera; Drosophilidae. Gene Ontology annotation, molecular function: signaling receptor activity. The record is from RefSeq and is a predicted model, not a curated record. Bases 38 to 778 code for a protein of 246 amino acids. The transcript has a single exon.
CGAAAGCGUUUGCUCUCACUGGACCUUUAACUAAAACAUGUUCAAGUCAUGGAUUUAUUGUUUCCUGACAUUUCUGACAUACAAUCUGCAUGGAUCCGUGGCAGCAAACCUUGUCAAUCCGAUUCGAUCCGUGUGCCUGUUGAGUGACCCGCCAAAUCAAUGUGGAGAAUUCUGCCUUGAGGCGCUGAAGCCAAUGCUCGAUCACAUUGCUCUUCACCAGAAGGAGUGGAGCACGUGCGAUCCUCAGAAGCUUAACGAAACCCAGGAAAGAUUGGACCGAAUCGAGUCCAAUCUACAGAAGUUGCUGGACCACAGAGAAGCUUCCUCGAAGAACAUGGCUCGGAUUGAAGCCCAACUGGCAGCCCUGCAGGAGAGUCUAUCCAAAGCUGGCAAGGAACGUAUAUCUCACCUGUUUAAGCGGAUCGGAACACGACUAAUAUUUAUCGAGAAAGAAAUUCGUCAGACCUGGAAGGGUGCCGAUGCUACGUGCCGCCAAAUGGGCGGUCACCUGGCGACCAUUCAAGACCAGUCGGAUUUAAACGCCAUCGUCGUGAAACUGGACAGGGGCUGCAGCUACUGGCUGGGCGUAACAGACGAGGCCAAGGAGGGGGAGUUCAUAUCCGUGGCCUCUGGCAGACCAGCUCCCUUUCUCAAGUGGAAGGCUGGUCAACCAAACAACUUACAGGGCAAGGAUCACUGCGUGGACAUUUACAAUGGCGAAAUGUACGAUUCGGACUGCAACGAUCCUGAAUAUUUUAUCUGCGAGGCUGUUGGAUAAAUUAUUUAGUAAACUUUGUUGGUUAUGAACUUGGCAUGAACUGUGCAUGCUAUAAAAAUCUAACAAUUUGUUUCAUUUCGGCAUAAGAAAUUUUGUUUGUAGGAUAUCGAUUGUUGUCGAUCAACUUAAUAAAUUAACUAAAUUUGUUUGUCAA